Molecule: messenger RNA, 492 nt
Organism: Guillardia theta CCMP2712
Lineage: Eukaryota; Cryptophyceae; Pyrenomonadales; Geminigeraceae
Exons: 3
Coding region: 1-492 (163 amino acids)
Source: RefSeq, a predicted model, not a curated record
AUGCUGUCAAGUGGGUCCUGCAGGCAACGGCAGACCACCAAGGAAGCAGCGAAUGAGCUGUCGGCCCAGCUUGCUCAAGAGCGGCUGAAGAUGAAGCACAGGAGGAGGACGCAGAAGCGCCUGGAGUCGAGUACCACCGUGGAAGGAGCCAGGGAGGUUGGGGACGCUGAGACGCACAAGGUGGAGCAGCGCGAGGCUGCCUCUCACAGUCGUCGCACGGCUGAUGCCAAGACUACGAAGAAGUUUGCCGACGAGCUCGAGUUGGCGUCCCAUGUCCUCCUGAGCGCUGUGCGAGAGCGAGACCAGCUGCAGGAGAGCUACCUGCUGAACCAACUGGACGGGGAGGCAAUGCUUUCAAGGGCAAAGGAGAAGAUACAAAGGAAUCAUCGGCCGUGCAGUUUCUGCAACUUCAAGUUUACCUCAGAGCUUCUGUUUGGCGAGGACAAGCGCUGUCCUCGAUGUUACCUGCUGUAUGGGCCAGAUUGCAAGUAA